UGUGAUUUAUUUUAAGGCCGCCGCCGCCCAGCCCACGGCCAGCCGGGAGUGUUACCAACCCACGGCGCGGGGAGUGUUACCAAGGCAAGAUGGCCGACCCUGUCCCCGCCGAGGAUGUCAAGCCCGCCGACACGCAGGAGUACUGGCUCACCCUGGAGGAGGCGGAGGGCGAGGUGAAGGCGCACGAGGAGCGGACGGGCACGCGAUACAACCUGUCCAAGGCCGACCCCUCCUUCGGCUCGUCCUCUUGGAAUGUGGCAGAAUGCAAGCUGGUGUGGGAGGAGGGGGAGAAGUAUCAAGGGACCCGGCUGGACUUUGAUGGGGUUCCCUUCUUUGUGCUGGGCACCAAACAGCUGACAUGUCAUUAUGGGGCCAACACAAAGAAACUCAGCACCUCCAGCCUUUCCAAGAAGCCCAGCUGUCCUGCCAAAGUAGUGCUCAAGGAGGUCAUCAAGCUUCCAGAUUACAAAAUUGAAAACAACACAAACUACGAGAAGAAGAAAUGGUCCAAGAUGAUCCGUGAUGACAUGUGUUGCGGCAAUGUUCGGUUUGAGCGGAGGAUAUACGUCCAGCUUCCUUCCCUUGACGUUCACCACCACACAGUCUUGACCAAGAGAGUACAAGAGAUAAAGUUUAAUGCAAAUGGUAGUGUGCCUCACUGCCUGGUCUGCAAUGGCAAACUGUCAGCUUCAGCCAGAUCUGCUAUUCCUCUCUUCACAGGGAAGAUCGUGACGAGCCAUCGCCGGCAAGAGCUGUGUGCUGUACUGGAAGAUAUCUUGAACCAGCAGCUGGAGAAGGGCACAGUUCACUCCAGUAUUGUAUGCACCAAGUGUUUCAAUCUUAUAGAAGACAUUGAUUCUCUUGAGGAACAAGUGAUAACUAAAAAACAGGUGGUUGUCAACAGGUACAAACGGACAAUAUCAGAAAUUAAUCAAGCACCCCAAUCCCCUACCACCACUUUCCAACCUGCGGAUGAUGAUAGCAGUAGCCUUGAUGACAUGCCUCAGAGUAGCAAACACAGUCGGGGACGCGGCAGACCUCCAGGGCGUCCAAGGUUGCGGGGCCGGGGCCGAGGCCGCCCCAAAGGGAGAGGUCAGAUAAUUAAAAAGGCCUCAGACAGUUGCCCAGUGAAGCUAGAGCUGGAGGAAGUACCUGAAGAAGAGAAUGGCCAGGAGAAUCUCAGAUCCCCUCUUCCUCUCAGAACAAUUAAGAAGGAAGACAUCAUGAGUGACUUAGAAUCUAUGGAAGAUUCCCAAGAAAGCCUGAUGAGGAUAGAAGCCCUUGCUGCAGAGGAAGGAGAGGUCGAGAUGCCAAUAGAUAAAGAAGUUUCCAUGGAGCUGCAGGAGGACGUGUUGGAGGUGGUAGAGGAGGUGCUGGAGAAAGAAGAAAAGCAUGGCAAAAAAUUUUCUUGUCCUCAGUGUCACAAACUGUUCUUAACCAAAGCUGCUAUGAGAAAUCACAUAAAGAUUCAUGACCGUCUAGAGUCCUAUGAGUGUGAAGAGUGUGAGAAGAGCUUCACCACCAAGUAUCGCCUCAAAGCUCACCUCAAAAUUCAUGUGGACCGUGAGAGACCUCACUGUUGCCAUGUGUGUAAUAAAUCCUUUUAUACUCGAUACCAUCUAAACACACAUCUAAGGUCCCAUGAGGGUGCUAGAAACUAUGUGUGUGAGGUGUGUGGCAAGGCCCUCUCUACUCACAAGACCCUAGAACUGCACAUUCUCACUCACACUGGAGAAAAACCGUACCAGUGUGAGAUCUGCGGCUCCACUUUUAGGCAACGCAGCAACUUGCUCACGCACAUAAAGGCAACGCAUUAUCACGAAAAGAACUACCACUGCCAACUGUGCCAGAGAUCCUUCGUGAGGAAGCGACUGCUGGAGUACCACAUUAAUAGUGUUCACACGGGUCAUCGUCCAUACAAAUGUGAAAUGUGCAACGCCACCUUUGUGUACCCUCAUUAUUUCAGGAGGCACAUCAGGAAGCACACUGGGGACAAACCGCACAAGUGCCACGUCUGUGAGAAAACUUUUGCCUCCAGGGAAAACCGUAAUGCCCACAUGUUUAUCCACUCAGAGAAAAAACCAUAUGAAUGCAAAGUGUGCUGUGCUGGGUUCAUGAGGAAACCAUUGUGCGUUUCUCACCUUGCAGUCCACGGCCAAAUAAACAAUCCUGAAGCCUAUAUCACCUUCAACUCUCCCAGUCUCCUUGCUAACAGUCAUGAGGUAGCCACAGUUGAGGAAGAGGCUGCCCAGGCCAUCCAUGCAGUGAGGUUAGCAGAAGAGGCCGAUUCCCACCAGCCAGUAGAGGAGCAGACCCAGAUACUAAGGGAAGGCAAGGUGGUCAAGCUCACUUCCAGACCAGUGCAUAUCCUUGAGACUGAUGAGACUACUCGCUAUGUCAUACACUCGUCUGAGCGGGUCACGGACAACAACAUGGAACAUUUCUUUGCUGAGCUUCAGGGUCAGGUCGUAGAAGUCCGCUCCGAGGACUUUUAGAAACAUCCAUGAUAAGUCAUGAGCUGUGGCUUAGACAACCAGCCAAAAUGUAAUAUAACUCCUGCUGUUGAGUCAGAAUCUAUGCUGUUUUAUUUUGUUCUGUUUGUACAUUUUCUAAAAUUUUAUGUAAAUUGAUUAUGGAUCUCCACCAGAUCUAAACUGGAAAAAAGAUGUAAUGCCUCCAACUUUUAUUAGAUGCCAGAUGCUGCAAGGUGGUGCUUUCCAAAUGAAAGACUGAAAGCUACUACAAGAGUUAAUGGCAUGUCUACAUACAGGAAGCCUUCAAGUGAUCAGCUUGGUGAUCAGCAGGUGAAGUAUCUGUUGCUUGGUUGUAAAGUAUAAGUUCAAACAUGAAUUGAGUGCCAAUGUUUGGCAGCAAAUUACUAACUUUUAUGUUUGGCAUAUUUAUUAUUUAAGCACCAAGUAAUGGGGGUAAUCCUUAUGACAUGUAAUUUCCUUUACAAAUAUAAUAUUGUACAAAUGGU
Molecule: messenger RNA, 2980 nt
Organism: Eriocheir sinensis (Chinese mitten crab)
Lineage: Eukaryota; Metazoa; Arthropoda; Malacostraca; Decapoda; Varunidae
Product: zinc finger protein 3 homolog
Exons: 10
Coding region: 90-2495 (801 amino acids)
Biological process (GO): regulation of transcription by RNA polymerase II
Molecular function (GO): DNA-binding transcription factor activity; RNA polymerase II cis-regulatory region sequence-specific DNA binding
Source: RefSeq, a predicted model, not a curated record